Molecule: messenger RNA, 3795 nt
Organism: Metschnikowia bicuspidata var. bicuspidata NRRL YB-4993
Lineage: Eukaryota; Fungi; Ascomycota; Pichiomycetes; Serinales; Metschnikowiaceae
Gene: YBL053
Product: Ybl053p
Exons: 2
Coding region: 1-3795 (1264 amino acids)
Biological process (GO): DNA replication checkpoint signaling; DNA repair; replication fork arrest
Cellular component (GO): replication fork protection complex
Molecular function (GO): DNA binding
Source: RefSeq, a predicted model, not a curated record
AUGUCAUCCCCGGACGCGUAUGCAGACGACGCGGAGCUCGCGGAUUUCAUUGUGGACGACGACGCCACGGGGCCGGAGGGGUCACGUGACCCCCGGCUGGCGCCGCCCCCGAGCGGGCGUUUUGCGCCGGAAAACAACGGCACGCUGCCGUUUACUGCCCCCCACGGUGGCUCCGAUGGACCCGCGCUGCCUGGUUUGCCCGGGGCGCCCGCCACCCCGGAUCCGCGGCGGCUCCUACGCGCCCACAUCUCGAUCCUAGUGUCGGCGCUAGGGGGCCCCGACCACUCGGCGCAAAACGGCGCCUACAAGCUCGGGCACGACGCGCUCGCGUGCCUCAAGGACUUGAAGCGCUGGCUCCGCGCCGUGGACGAGAAAAACGGCACCGCGGACGUGGCGUUGGCGUGUGCCGACUGCGACCUCGUGAGGAACGACCUCGUGGUCAUUCUCUGCCAGGGCGACCGGCCUCACAAGGGCACCGUGCGCCUGCGGGCGGCAGAGAAGAUCCUGCUUGCGUGCUUGGAGCUCUUGGUGUUGCUCACGUGGCCCACGGACGUGACGCGCGACACCCCCAUGGCCGACUACACGGCCCGGACCAGCGUGCGCCGCGCCCAGGUGGCCUACAAACACCACGUGCUCACGUACCGCCAGGGCCGCACGCUCAAGGCCGUGUUGCGCCUCGGGCUCGGCGCGUUGCGCGUCCCCAAGGCCGAGCGCGAGCCGCGCGACCUCGCCAUCUUGCGCCUCAUCCUCUACUUCAUCCGCAACAUGCUCUACAUCGAGCCGUUGCCCGCCACCAGAGGCCCGCAGACGGUCGGCAACGCGUCGGCACUUCCGGCGGGCGUCGGCGCAGACGAAAUCGCGCUCCCGGCCGUGGUGCAGGCGUUCGAGCGCAACAACGUGUUGCUUUUCCUCAACUCCAUCGCGCACUCGGUGCUGCGCGACAUCAGCGACGAGACCUUCGGGCUCUUGGCCAUGGAGUGCCUCUGCUUGCUCACGCGCGGCGUGCGUGUGGCGGACUUGACGCCGUUCGCGGCCCCGGCCCCGGCCGUGCCCAAUUGCGCCGAGGCCGUGCCGCCCGCCUCCGCCGUGGCAGGCAUGGACCUCAGCGCCCUCUUGGGCGAGGAGCUGCGCCGCCAGAAACACGCGCGCAACGCCAUGCUGACGCGCCACGGCCGCUUUGGCACGCUCCUCUCGCUCCGCAACCUGGGCAACGCGUCCUACUUCGCCGUGUCGGGCCAGAAGGCCCUCGCCAGCACCUACGACACCUUGGAGAAGUUGGACUCCGCCAAGAGCUGGCACCGCCCGUCUGCGUUCCGCUACGACUCCAACGCGUACGUGCGAAGCCCGCCGGCUCCCUUGGGCGCGGCCGCCGCAGCACUGCUCGCGCGGUUUGUGGGCCAAUUGCUUGCCAGCGGCUCGUUCAACAACUUGCUCACUUUUGUGGGCCGCCACUUGACCAACCUCGCCAACGACCGCGACGCGGGCCGCCGCGGAAUUCUUGACGCCGUGGACCCUAUGGAGCUCUCGUCGUAUUUCUUGACCAUGGCGUGGUUUUUCCGCUUCAAGCGCGAGCGGACCCAGGCUUUUGCCGCAGCCCACACGCAGCCGGCACCCGACGAAGACGGCGUGGACUAUGGCUCCGUGGGCGCGGCGUUGAGCGAAACCAACUUCAUUCUCUUGAUCUCGUACCUCCGCCUGGCGUUCGAGGCCAAGGACCACGACUCCUUGCAUGUGGCCAUGCUUUGUUUUCGCGAAAUGCUCUUGCUCUCCAACAGCGUGUUCACCAAAAAGCGCACGCAGCAGGAACUUGACCUCGUCUCCGCGGACGACAUUGACGAGGACAGGGAGCUUGCAGAGGGAAUCAUCCGCAAGUUGUUCUCUCAGAAACAAUUCUUGGACAUGUGUGUGAAUAUUCCCAAGACUGCGGCAAAGCACUCCCCGGAGUAUCUUGGCGUGGUUGUCUCUGUGGUGCACAUUCUCCUCAAGAGCUUCGAGGCCUUGGCCAACGAAGACGUACACUUGUUCAUCAAGACACGACGCAAAAUGAGGAAAAUGGAACGUCCCCCAGGUCUAAACCACGAGAUGGACCAGCAGCACUGGGACUUGAUCGACAGAGGCUCGGACGAAGAGGAAGACCAGGACCAAAUCCGCUACAUCACCCAAGAGCGCAAGUUGGACCUUAGGAGCAUCGAGGUCAAGUUCUUUCACCCGGAAACGGUAUCCACGCACAUAGAGUAUUUGUCCAAAUACGAGGAUCUUACCAGUGAGGAAAUCAAGCGGGGUUUGUCCUUUUUUCAUCGCCUUUUCGUUGUGCGUAAAGACUACUCGGCCUUAUACCGUAUGGAUUUCAUGCUCAUCUUAUACAAGCUUCAGGCGUAUCUCCCGAGAUCCUCUAGCAAUUCUCGCCACGUUAACGAUUUUAUCGUUUAUUUCAUGAAGAAGUUUAAGGUUGCUUUGGACAGAUUUCCUACUGCCAUCGAAGUUCUUUUUCCCAGAUUAGAGAAUUUGGAAUUGAAAGGCUUUUUGAAUACUGGCGACUUGCAAGUUCUUGAAAAGCUGAGCAAAACCAAUCCCGGAGGUGCAGCCAACAAGAAUAGUUACUUUGAUGAGGAUGCCGUUCAACCGCGUGCGGCUCCUCUAGUUCAAUUCAACGACGAAUCCCUCUCUCUUGACGAAAAAAUAGGGAUUUUGGUUUACCACCUUUCAAAAAGAAAAAACACCACCGCAUUCAUGAAGUAUUUUGCAACUGAAAUGCUCAGGAUCUCUGAAAUCACCCCUGGUCAACGGGAAACGGUAACUCUCCGUCUCAAUCUCGCAAAAAGAAGGCUCUUGAUCUCAGACCCGCAUCUAAGGCUCUUGCUCGAAACAAUUGGAUUUGGUUUGCCGUAUCUUCAAAAUGAUGAGACAACCCUUCAUGAAUCAGUGACGGCUGAGCUUUUGAAAGACGCCGUUGAAUCAUUAAACAAGUGGCUCAGUUUGCACGAGGGAGGAGUAGGAGAUAUUGAGCCGUUCUUGGACCAAUUUCAGCGCAUGUUCUUCUCGAAGGAACAGCUUGAUUUCGGAGCACAAUCGCUCGCAGAUCUCCGUGCGGGAAAAUCCUUUGACGAUGCCAAAGCCGCAGAGCUAGAGUUGGACGAAAGACAUAUUCACAAGGUGAUUGGUUUGGCAAAGAGGAGGGAAUAUGAUGAAAACGUCAGUUCUCGUUUCUACGAGGAUGAUGAGUUUGAGGAUCAGUCAUCUAAUUCUGCUUCCGAUGAUGAAGAGGUUCAGAAAAAUGUCAGAAAGCGGAAGCGCAGCAGACGACAAAUAGACAGUGGCCAUGAGAUGUCUUUACCUGACGAUGACGUUCCUUCACUGCGUCGCCGCAAAGGAGAAAGAUCAGUUCCUCGAGAAGUCUUUUCUGAUGACGAAGUAGCUGCUACAAAGUCAGCUGAAUUGGUUCACGAUUCUGAUGAUGAUUCUGACGAAGAGCGCAACACUGCUUUUUUCGAGAAGGAAGAGAAGCUUCGGCAAUUAAUAUCUCUGACCGGUGGAAUAUCUAGUAAAGAGCAGCUAUCUUUGUUCAAAGAGUCGUGGACCACGAUUCUCAAGUCCGGGAGCGGAGACCGCGUGAAUGAGGCGAUGAAGAUGGCUUCUAGUUUGUUCGUUGAAGACCUGGAUGAUGAAGAGCUCUCUCUGACGCGAAAGCCUUUUCAAACCAGAUCAAGAAACAAGAAGCUACAAAGUGACGAUGAGAAUGAGAACCAUGUGCCUAGAAAGCGAAGGGCGAUUAUUGAUGAUGACGAUGAUGAAUGA